Molecule: messenger RNA, 2136 nt
Organism: Dryobates pubescens (Downy woodpecker)
Lineage: Eukaryota; Metazoa; Chordata; Aves; Piciformes; Picidae
Gene: NFE2L2
Product: NFE2 like bZIP transcription factor 2
Exons: 5
Coding region: 125-1894 (589 amino acids)
Biological process (GO): cellular response to oxidative stress; regulation of transcription by RNA polymerase II
Cellular component (GO): nucleus
Molecular function (GO): RNA polymerase II cis-regulatory region sequence-specific DNA binding; DNA-binding transcription factor activity, RNA polymerase II-specific
Source: RefSeq, a predicted model, not a curated record
CCGUUGGCCUGGUCCGGGUCGGGCCGCUUUCGUCCCCAAACAGCGUCAGAGCUAGCAAGCAGGCAGUGCCGGGCCAGCCACCACCGCGCCGUACCGGCCUCCCCGUGGACCCCGGCACCGCGCGAUGGAGAUCGAGUUGCCCCCCGCCGCCUGGGACAUGAACUUGAUUGACAUCCUUUGGAGGCAAGAUAUAGACCUUGGGGUGAGGCGUGAGGUUUUUGAUUUUAGUCAACGACAGAAAGAGUAUGAACUUGAGAAACAGAAGAAACUUGAAAAGGAAAGACAAGAGCAGCUCCAAAAAGAGCAGGAGAAAGCCUUGCUGGCUCAGCUGGAGUUAGACGAAGAGACGGGUGAAUUCAUUCCUGUUCAGCCAGCUCAGCACAUUCAGCCAGAAAAUACUGAGCAACCAAUCACUUUUUCACAGACUUCAAAACCAGAAGCGGAGGCAUUGUCCUUUGAUGACUGCAUGCAGGUCUUGGCAGAAGCAUUCCCAUUUAUAGAUGACAAUGAGUCUGCUUCAGCUGCAUUUGAGUCACUGGUUCCUGCUCAGAUUGAUAAUGACCCGGUUGUCAUUUCCUCUGAUCCAACUCAGCCACCUGACUCGCUAGUUCCACUCACUGGUGCAGAGAAUAUGCAGAACAUAGAGCAAGUCUGGGAAGAGUUGUUAUCUCUUCCAGAGUUACAGUGUCUUACCACUGAAAAUGAUAACCUGGCUGAGGUGAGCACAAUCACAAGCCCUGAAACCAAGCCAACUCAGAUGCAUAACAGCUAUAAUUACUACAUCUCAUUACCCAUCACGAGGAAAGGUGUUAACUGCAGUCCAGAUUUCCUGGGUAGUAUUGAGGGCCCGUUUUCCAACGUUUUGCCACCAGAAGACACCAGCCAGCCAAGUGUGAACUCUUUAAAUGAUAUGUCCCCUUCAAACUCUGAUUUCUGUGAGGAUUUCUAUACCACCUUUAUUGAUACAAAGGCAAACGGUGACACAGCAGCAACAAACACUAUCAGUCAAUCGCUUGCGGAAAUUCUAAGUGAACCUAUUGAUCUUUCUGACUUCUCACUGUGUAAAGCAUUUAAUGGCAACCACUCAGGAGCUGUACCAGAAUGUAAUGAUUCUGACUCUGGCAUUUCAUUGAAUGCAAAUUCUAGUGUUGCAUCACCUGUACACUCUGUUGAAUCAUCUGCCUAUGGAGAUAAGACUUUUGGUUGUAGUGAUUCUGACGUGGAAGACAUGGAUAGUGCUCCUGGAAGCGUGCCACAGAGCAAUAUGAGCUUGUACUCUUUGCAGCUCCAGGAUCAAGUGUUUCCUUCUGUGGGGCCAAGCACUCGAACACCUAGCUUGUGGUGUACAAACACACCAAAGAAAGAACCUCCUGCUGGUCCAGGCCACCCCAAGGCUCCAUUCUCAAAAGAUAAACCUUCAAGCCGCCUUGAAGCUCAUCUCACAAGAGAUGAGCAAAGAGCAAAAGCUCUGCAAAUUCAUUUUCCUGUUGAAAAAAUCAUCAAUCUCCCUGUUGAUGACUUCAAUGAAAUGAUGUCUAAGGAGCAGUUCAAUGAAGCCCAGCUUGCACUUAUUCGAGAUAUACGCAGGAGAGGCAAGAACAAAGUGGCUGCCCAAAACUGCCGUAAAAGAAAACUGGAAAAUAUAGUGGAACUGGAGCAAGACUUGAGUAAUCUAAAAGAUGAGAGAGAGAAAUUGCUUAAGGAAAAAGGAGAGCAUGACAAAAACCUUCGUGAGAUGAAAAAGCAACUAACCACCUUAUACCUUGAGGUCUUCAGCAUGCUACGUGACGAAGAUGGAAAGUCUUACUCUCCCAGUGAAUAUUCACUGCAGCAAACUAGAGAUGGCAAUGUCUUUCUUGUUCCUAAAAGCAAGAAGACAGAGACUAAACUUUGAAGAGCAGCACAGCUGGCUACUGUUCUUCAAGUUGCUAUUUUUGUAUCGUGAUCCUGAUAGUUUUUACUGUGAGGUGGAAUGCAGGAUUAGGUAAUAUUUUUCAAGUAAUUCUAUGCAAUUAUGAUUUUAGUUUAUGGAAGAUGCAAGUUUAAAACUAAUUGUGUAAUAAAGAUGAACAUAUGCAGAAUUUGUAAUCUCACUUUGAUAACAGACAUUUCUUUCUUAUGGCACCACUUUGACUG